GCGUCUUACAAUAAAUGUAAAUGAUUCGUUUAUUAAUUUUAACUACUGUGGCCACAUCGUUCAAAAAUUUUUCAUUUGCAACAGCUGCAACCAUGGCUUUGCGAAGUGUAGACUUCGAAGUGUUUGGUCGAGUCCAAGGAGUCUUCUUUCGAAAGUUUACAAAACAAGAGGCAGAAAAGUUAGGCCUAAAAGGCUGGUGCAUGAACACCUCCAAGGGAACAGUGCAAGGUCAACUUCAAGGUCCAUCUGAUAAUGUAGAAAAUAUGAUGCGUUGGCUACGGACUACUGGGAGUCCUAGCAGCAAGAUAGAUAAAGCUGAAUUUAAAAAUGAAAAAGAUAUAACUGAGUAUUCAUUCAAUGAUUUCAGUAUUCGUAAAGAUUCUUAAUUGUAUUUGAUAAUGCAAUUGCUUAUAAUGCUUCUUGUGGUAUAUUUAACUUAUGUCGUUUAAAUUUCUUUGUGCUUUGAGUACAUUAUCUUUACUAUUUGAUAUUUGUAUUAGAAAAUGUAAAAUUAGUACCAUAUUCAACUCUUUCAUAUUUAAACUAAUCAAUGUGAAAGGUAGUAUGAAAUUAUUUAAAAUUAAACUACUAUAAAACAGUAUUAAUCAUUGUCAAGAAAUUACGUUGUUGUUAUUUUACUUAGUGCUUGAGAAAUAUAACUUAAGGCUUGAAAUAAGCUUAUUUAUUGCUUAGUAGUUUGAAAAAUGUUUCGGAAUAUUAAAUAUUUAUAUUAUUACGGUGAUAAUAUAAUAUUGAUUUAGCAAAAU
Papilio xuthus (Asian swallowtail) is the source of this 767-nucleotide messenger RNA. Its product is annotated as acylphosphatase-1. The record is from RefSeq and is a predicted model, not a curated record. NCBI's taxonomy places the organism in Eukaryota, Metazoa, Arthropoda, Insecta, Lepidoptera, Papilionidae. The transcript has 3 exons. The coding region runs from base 21 to 386 and encodes 121 amino acids. Gene Ontology annotation, molecular function: acylphosphatase activity.